Messenger RNA from Dibothriocephalus latus, 735 nucleotides. The record is from the annotation of a GenBank genome assembly. NCBI's taxonomy places the organism in Eukaryota, Metazoa, Platyhelminthes, Cestoda, Diphyllobothriidea, Diphyllobothriidae.
AUGGACACUACGUCAACGGAUAAAAUUCCCCUGAUCAGCAUGGUUGCACCAAAACGCCCCUGCUCAAACGAACCCAGAGAUGAUUACCUGCAGACGAAGGUCUCACGGAUCUUGCCACACUUGUAUCUCGGCAAUUAUCAGGAUGCCGCAAAUCUGUCACUUCUCAAGAGACUCGGUGUUACGCACAUUCUUAAUGUGACCCGUGAUUUGCCAAUGGCGUUCGAGGAGACUAAUUCUUUUCACUACCUUCGGUUGCCAGCCCUGGAUUCUACCGAGCAGAAUAUUUAUCCCUUUUUCGAGAAGGCCAUCGAGUUCAUUGAUGGCGCCAAGGAGACCCGCGGCGUGGUGCUGGUUCACUGUCUAGCGGGAAUUUCGCGUUCAGCCUCAAUCGUAAUGGCCUACAUGCUGUACCACACUCCACUUACCGUCCUGGAGGCAUACAAGCUCUUACAAUCAUUACGACCCAUUGCGGAUCCGAACUUAGCCUUCCUGGGUCAACUGGACAGCUUCCGGAGACUUAUUAAUCCAGAUAACAGCAAUAAAUCCGUGACGGAAGCCCUCAUGAAUAUGUGGAAACGGUUGUCUGUAGAGGAAGAGAACAGUUCGCCCACUAUCGUUCCUGCAGAAUUUCCCCCGAAGAGGCAUUUAUGGGCCUGUCGCCAGCAAUGCGAGCCCUUCUCACUGGCCGACCAGUGUCCAGUCCGCUGGACUGACAAACCAGGCUGCAGCCCGUGA